Molecule: messenger RNA, 1231 nt
Organism: Sabethes cyaneus
Lineage: Eukaryota; Metazoa; Arthropoda; Insecta; Diptera; Culicidae
Gene: geminin
Product: geminin
Exons: 3
Coding region: 82-708 (208 amino acids)
Biological process (GO): negative regulation of DNA replication; negative regulation of cell cycle
Cellular component (GO): nucleus
Source: RefSeq, a predicted model, not a curated record
AGUGUAAUUGGGACGCUUGUUUUUCUUGUUUAAAAAUUGAAAAAUAUUCACCAACUUUCGGUCAAACUCGUGCCGGCAGGAAUGUCUGCUGAUACUGGAAGUAUAAUCAUACCGGUGGAAUCCCCAGCGGAACAGGAGGAGCGUCAGAAAAUCUCCCGCAAGCUGCUGAAGGACGUACAGAACACUCCUGCCAUGAAUAAAGAAAAUGAGGGCAAACCCACCUCCAAGCUGCAGAACUUUUUGGCCAAGAAGGAACUGAUUAAGAAAACGUUGCUUCUCGACCCACGGGAUGUGAUCGAACAGAAGCGGAAAAAGCUGGUCCACUCGCAGGCCAGCCAAACGUCGCCGGAGAAAAAGGCAGCCAAAGGAAAGCCGACCGUCACGGAAGAGGAUCUCACCUCGCUCGAAGGUCCGAGUGCUGCCUAUUGGGAAAUUCUGGCGGAAAAGCGUCGCCAAGCGCUGCAGGAAUCGCUGCGGGAAAAUGAGGAGCUUCACGAGGAGAACGCCGGCCUACGGGAGGAACUGAACCUUUCACGGGAAAUGCUCGAAGAGGCUCGCAACCUGGUUGAGGUUCUGACCGAAAUGCUCCAGGAAGGUGAAGCCGAAAAAGAGGAAGCGGCUGCCGGCAAUAAGGCGGCAGGUGUCGUAACGGUGGACGAUAGUGGUGUCGCUCCCGAUGCAGGCAGUGAAGUGGAAGAUAAUUUGUAGGAGUCAUUUAUGUACAGUUAAUUAUGCGAAUGUAAGUGGUUUCAAGUUAAAUAUCUUAUGGUAGGACCGCUUAACCGGUUCUGAAAAUAUAGACUUUCCGCAUUUAUGUAUUUAAAAAGCGGAUUCGCAUUUGAUAUCAGAAUUUUAAAACAGAUCUACUUUUUUCUCUUGUAGAAACGUGUUCUAUAACUGCAUUACUUUGAUUAGGUUUUUAAGCUUGUUUUGUAGUUACGCCAGACCUAAAUGAAAUGAUUUCUUAUUUCGUUACAUAAAACAUCAAUCUAAUAGUAUAGUAAUAUGUUUUCUUCAUUGUACGAGAGUGAGGCUCUUGAUUAAUUUAAAUGAUUUGUCGAAUAUUGAUUAUGUUUAGCUGCGUUUAAAUAAAUGUGUGAUUUCGACAUGAAACCUGUACUUGAAAGAUUCUCAAAUCGAUUUUACUAUGACAAAUGAAAGAUUUUUCGAACCAAAAUUCACUAUUGUCUUGAUACAUGCUAAAACAGACGCACGGGACAGUUAUUGUAGU